AUGUCUGACGAUAUUGUUAUCAAUGGCCGGUCUGUGGCCAGCUCAGAUUUGCAGCCAGACGCCUCAAGCUCGGACUAUAUUUUGGUUCGCACCACCGGCGCCCCCUUGAACAAGGCCCAGAAAACAGAACUGAAAGGCCUGGGCGUCGAAAUCCAGGAGUUCGUUGGGAAUGAAGAUGACCAAUUGUAUCUCUGCGGAUUUAAGCCCAAGUCUCUGGACACAGUCCGUAACUUGGACUAUAUCAGCUACGCCAAUAUCUACUCUCCCACGUUUGUGGUCCCGGAUGUCUUGCAGUCUAGCGCUGCCACCCCGGCUCUGCGAACCAACGAACAGAGUGACGGCACCGUCGAAGUGGAUGUCCUCCUGCACCACGAUAUAAAGGAGGCAUCCGAAGAGAUUGUGAGCAAGAUUGCAGAGGCCGGUAACGUGCAGGCGUCGGCCAUUUCGGUCGAGCCAGGCUUUGUCCGAGUGAAAGUUGACCCAGAAAAACUGGACAAGAUCGCUGCUGUCGACGAGGUGCGAGUCCUCCACCCAGUCAAGGAACGCCGGCUGUUCAACAACGUUGCUCGCGGUAUCUUACACUUGAAUCGGCAAGGUAGCAACAGUGCAGUUUAUACGGGGAAAGACCAGAUUGUAUGUGUGGCAGACACGGGUUUUGACAAGGGUAGCCUGACGGACGUGCACGACGCCUUCGUCGGCCGGGUCAGAAAGCUCAACCCUUGGGGUCGAGAGAGUCUUUCAGAUGAUCCUGAUGGCCAUGGAACCCAUGUGUGCGGCUCUGUCCUCGGCAGCGGUCAACAUAGCUCUCAAGGUUUGAUUCAAGGUGCUGCCCCGGGGGCGACUUUGAUAUUGCAGUCGACGUUCAGCAAAUUCGAUGAGGACCAUCGAUCUGAACUCGGGGGCAUCCCUAACGACAUCAGCCAACUGUUCAACGAAGGGUAUCUAGCCGGUGCGAGAAUCCACACAAACUCCUGGGGUACUCCUUUGCCAAACUCAGGGGUGCAAAACCCUUACGAUGGAGGCGCUGAGAGUAUCGACAAAUUCGUUUUCGAGCAUCAGGACAUGACGAUCCUUUUCGCCGCAGGCAAUGACGGACAAGACAGAGACCUUGACGGUAAGGUCAGCGUGCGAUCGCUGGGUGCAGAGGCUGCAGCCAAAAACUGUAUCACGGUUGGUGCCUCAGAAAACAAUCGCCCAACCCUUCAGUCGGGCGAAGAAGGCCGUGCAUAUACAUAUGGCAGCUUCUGGCCUCAGAAGUUCUCCAAGAAUCCUCUCAAAGAUGACCAUCAAGCCAACAACCCGGAGGGUCUCGCCGCCUUCAGUAGUCGGGGGCCAACGGCGGAAAACAGGCUCAAACCAGACCUUGUCGCGCCCGGCACAGCCAUCCUUUCGACGCGCUCCAGGAACCAGAAGUAUGACGACGAAGUCAAGAUCAUGGGACUGUCUGGCGAUGACAGGUACAUGUAUCUGUCAGGCACGAGCAUGGCCACUCCACUGGUCGCGGGUUGUUGUGCCGUUCUUCGCGAGACCUUAUUGGCAAACGGUUAUCAAGACGAGCGGCAGGAUGGAGUCAAGAAUCCCACGGGCUCGUUGAUCAAGGCUCUCCUUAUCAACGGCGCCGUUCCCAUCCAAGGACAAUACAUGCCGCGCGAGGUCGGCGACGAACCCAACCCGCACUCCGGCUUCGGACGCGUCGACGUUGAAACCUCGGUGGUAGACCCUGGCGACUCCGGGUACGAGAUCGGGGCUAUCGAGGAAGACGAAGAGCCAGUCAAGUUCACCAUCGCCGUGCCCCAGACAGGCCUAAGUCUGAAAAUCACUAUGACAUACGCUGACGUUGCUGGAGCGGCGCUCUCCAACAACCUGAACCUCGUGGUCGUGGCGGGCGGCAAGGAGCGUCACGGCAACCAGCUAGAUCGAGAGUUUGACGUUGGCACCACUACUGCCACGACGUUUGACCGCCGCAAUAACGUCGAGCAGAUCAUCUGGCCCCAGAUCCCGGGUGGUGGCGGCGGCGAGGUCGACAUUGUCGUCAAGCCUUUCCGCAUGGUCAGUGAUCGCGUGCCGUUUGCGGUGGCUUGGAGGUUCUAUUAG
This is a messenger RNA of Fonsecaea multimorphosa CBS 102226, 2094 nucleotides long. RefSeq lists its product as uncharacterized. The record is from RefSeq and is a predicted model, not a curated record. Gene Ontology annotation, molecular function: serine-type endopeptidase activity. The transcript has a single exon. Gene Ontology annotation, biological process: proteolysis. NCBI's taxonomy places the organism in Eukaryota, Fungi, Ascomycota, Eurotiomycetes, Chaetothyriales, Herpotrichiellaceae. The coding region runs from base 1 to 2094 and encodes 697 amino acids.